Messenger RNA from Notechis scutatus (mainland tiger snake), 2613 nucleotides. RefSeq names its product bifunctional heparan sulfate N-deacetylase/N-sulfotransferase 3. Gene Ontology annotation, molecular function: deacetylase activity; heparan sulfate N-sulfotransferase activity; hydrolase activity. Gene Ontology annotation, cellular component: Golgi apparatus. The record is from RefSeq and is a predicted model, not a curated record. NCBI's taxonomy places the organism in Eukaryota, Metazoa, Chordata, Lepidosauria, Squamata, Elapidae.
AUGACUUUUAUUGUGAAGCUUCAUAAACAUUUUCAACGAACAGUAAUCUUACUAGCUACGUUUUGUAUGGUGAGCAUUGUUAUUUCAGCAUAUUAUUUAUACAAUGGCUACAAACAAGAAAAUGAAGUUUCUGACAUUUCUUCAGAGGUCGAAUGUGGGAAUCUUCCAGUGCUGCUAUCUCCAUGGAAGAUGAUUAAGGCCAGUGAACCACUAAGGACUGAUCCUGUUGUGCUUGUAUUUGUGGAAAGCCAGUACUCUGUACUUGGUCAAGAUAUAGUCAUGAUAUUAGAAUCCAGCAGGUUCCAAUAUCACAUAGAGAUUGCUUCUGGGAAAGGUGACCUUCCUGUACUGAUAGAUAAAAAUAAAGGCAAGUAUGUUCUAAUAAUAUAUGAAAAUAUUUCUAAAUAUAUGAAUAUGGAUUCCUGGAAUCGGGGCCUUUUAGAUAAAUACUGCGGGGAAUUCAGUGUAGGAAUGAUUGGGUUUCAAAAAAGCAAUGAUAAUACUUUGCAGACUUUUAAGUUAAAAGGUUUUCCUUUCCAGAUUCAUGGCAAUGUAGGUAUAAAAGACUGUUGCAUCAAUCCCCACUCUCCUUUGCUCCAUCUAACAAAACCAUCCAAACUUGAUAAAGCGCCUUUGCCUGGAACUGACUGGACAGUUUUCCAUAUAAAUCAUUCAGCUUACCAACCUGUUGUAUUUGCAAAAGUAAGAGUACCUGAAAACCUCCCUCCAGCUGCUAUUAAAAAUGUUCUCCACGCAACAGUUAUUCAUGACUUGGGUCUUCAUGAUGGAAUUCAGCGUGUUCUUUUUGGUAACAAUUUGAACUUCUGGCUGCACAAACUCAUCUUUAUAGAUGCUGUCUCAUUUUUGACUGGAAAGAGACUUCCAUUAUCCCUGGAUAGAUACAUACUUGUAGAUAUUGAUGACAUCUUUGUUGGAAAAGAGGAAACAAGAAUGAAAGCCAGUGAUGUUCAGGCUCUGCUUGAUACUCAGAACCUUUUGAGAGCUCAAAUUACAAAUUUUACUUUCAAUCUGGGAUUUUCAGGAAAAUUUUACCACACAGGCACUAUAGAAGAAGACGAAGGAGAUGAUUUGUUACUCGGGUCGGUAGAAGAAUUCUGGUGGUUUCCUCAUAUGUGGAGUCACAUGCAACCUCAUCUGUUCCAUAAUGAAUCUUCACUCGUGGAGCAAAUGAUUCUCAACAAAAAAUUUGCCUUAGAACAUGGCAUCCCAACUGACAUGGGAUAUGCUGUGGCUCCACACCAUUCCGGUGUCUAUCCUGUUCACGUUCAACUUUAUGAUGCCUGGAAAAAAGUUUGGAAUAUCAAAAUCACCAGUACAGAAGAAUAUCCACAUUUAAAACCUGCACGAUACAGAAAAGGUUUCAUUCACAAAAACAUCAUGGUUCUUCCUCGACAAACCUGUGGCCUUUUUACUCAUACAAUUUUCUACAAAGAGUAUCCUGGUGGUCCAAAAGAACUAAACAAAAGUAUACAUGGCGGAGAAUUAUUUUUCACAGUAGUUCUCAAUCCGAUCAGUAUUUUUAUGACUCACCUGUCUAAUUAUGGCAAUGACCGAUUGGGUUUAUACACCUUUGUCAAUCUGGCCAAUUUUGUUCAAAGUUGGACUAACCUGAAGUUGCAGACUCUACCUCCACUUCAGCUGGCUCACAAAUACUUUGAACUAUUUCCAGAACAAAAGGAUCCACUAUGGCAGAAUCCUUGUGAUGACAAACGACACAGAGAUAUCUGGUCUAAAGAAAAAACAUGUGAUCGUUUACCAAAAUUCCUGGUUAUUGGACCACAAAAAACUGGCACAACGGCUUUAUAUUUGUUCCUGAUUAUGCAUCCUUCCAUCAUUAGUAACUCCCCCAGCCCCAAAACCUUUGAGGAGGUACAGUUCUUUAAUAGAAAUAACUACCACAGGGGGAUUGAUUGGUAUAUGGAAUUCUUUCCUACACCAUCCAAUGUAACCACCGAUUUUCUCUUCGAGAAGAGUGCCAAUUAUUUUCAUUCUGAAGAAGCCCCUAAACGAGCUGCUUCUUUAAUCCCUAAGGCAAAAAUCAUAACUAUUCUCAUUGAUCCAUCAGAUCGAGCAUAUUCUUGGUAUCAGCACCAAAGAUUUCACAAAGACCCAGCUGCUCUAAAAUUUACAUUUUAUCAAGUGAUUACUGCAGGACACCAUGCUUCGUCUGAACUUAAGAUCCUGCAGAAGAAAUGUCUGAUACCAGGAUGGUAUGCCAUUCACCUAGAAAGAUGGUUAACUUAUUUCCCACCUUAUCAGUUACUAAUUAUUGAUGGACAGCAGUUGAGAAAUGACCCAGCUAUAGUAAUGGAAGAAGUGCAGAAAUUUCUGGGAGUUACUCCUCAUUAUAAUUAUUCAGAAGCUCUAACGUUUGACUCUCACAAAGGUUUUUGGUGUCAACUUCUGGAAGAGGGAAAAACAAAAUGUCUUGGAAAAAGCAAAGGGAGAAAAUACCCUCCAAUGGACUCUGAGUGCAGGGCUUAUCUGUCAAGCUACUACAGAGAUCACAAUGUGGAACUAUCAAAGCUUCUACACAAAUUGGGACAACCACUACCAUCCUGGCUGAGGCAGGAGUUGCAAAAAGUGAGAUAG